AUGUCUACGACUGUAGAAGGCUCACCUUCCUACAGUAUUGAAACCUUCACACAAAGCGAUCUCCUCAAGCAGCCCUUUCUGCAAGAGCUCCAGGACGUCAUCAACGCCAGCUACUACGAUACCGGCGCCAGUUCUUACAAAAAGAGCGGACUUCGACUCAAAAGCGACACCCAGCUCGCUGACGAGCUCCAGGAAACCGGCUUCACGGCGAUUGCAUUCGCUCAAAAUUCCAUCAUCGGUACUGCGAGCUUGAAGAUCAGCUCGCCAGAUCCCGAAGACGUGUGGAAGUUCCCGGGCUAUUCUGAACAAUUCACUGCGGAUGAGAUCUUCUCCGCGAGCUCUGCGGUGCUGGAUAGUUCUGGCGAUAAACACCGGGAUGCGCAUUGGAAGGGCGGGUUCGAGCUUGUAGCCGUUGCGAUCAAGCCGGAUCCUCGAUAUAGGAGGAAAGGCAUUGCGGAAUGCUUAAUCAGGGCUUGUGAAGAGGAGCUGAAGAGGAGAAUGACUCUUGUGGGGCAUAUUGAAUUGUCUCGCUUGUGCAUUACGCUCAGAUCUAUUCGCGAGAUCCAGGGUGCUUAUUGGCUGAAAAGGGGGUUUCGCGUCGUGGGGGAACAAUAUUAUCCUCCUUUUACCUGGGGUUACAAUCAAGGGUUUGUUCUUUGGGCUAUGGAAAGACAGUUAUCUGUUUAG
Molecule: messenger RNA, 687 nt
Organism: Penicillium roqueforti
Lineage: Eukaryota; Fungi; Ascomycota; Eurotiomycetes; Eurotiales; Aspergillaceae
Exons: 1
Coding region: 1-687 (228 amino acids)
Source: RefSeq, a predicted model, not a curated record